Molecule: messenger RNA, 789 nt
Organism: Aureobasidium vineae
Lineage: Eukaryota; Fungi; Ascomycota; Dothideomycetes; Dothideales; Saccotheciaceae
Source: the annotation of a GenBank genome assembly
AUGUCACCCAUUCUGUCUCUCGAAGGAAAGACCGCCAUCGUCACUGGAGGCGCCGGAGGCCUGGGUCUUGCCAUAACAGACCUCUUCCUGGAAGCAGGAGCAAACGUGGUCGCAAUCGACAUUAACACGGAACUGGUGCAGAAGUUUGAAGCUUCUCACGAUAAGUCGAAAGCAGUUGCCAUCGAGGCGAAUGUGACGUUGGAGGAGGACCUACAGGAUCUGUUCAAAACGACCAUCAAGCGAUUUGGUCAGAUUGACAUUAUUGUCAACAAUGCAGGACUUACUGAUCGUCUUGAUGGUUUUGCUAACUUUCUUUCAUCGAANGAUCCGGUAGGCUCGCUGGAGAAAGAUCUCUGGGACCGCAUCAUUGCAGUCAAUCUGACAGCUCCCAUGAUGGUUACCAAGCUCGGCGUUAACCACAUGUUGGAGAAGUCGAUCAAGGGCUCGAUCAUUAAUAUCGGAUCAGUGGCCGCUCUGCGCGGAUUUGCAGCUGGCGCUGCUUAUACUUCAUCCAAGCAUGGCCUCGUGGGGUUGACGAAAAACACAGCUGCAUUCUACACUGACAAGGGUAUCCGAUGCAACGCUGUGCUCCCUUCAGGAAUGGAGACCAACAUCUCCAAGACCAUCACGAGUAUCAACGACGAGGGAUACUGCCAUAUGAUGAAGGGGCCUGUGACCAUGGUCAACCCUAAGGAGGUUGCUCAGACUGUUCUGUUCCUAGCCUCAGACGCCUCGAACACUGUGAGCGGAUCCUGUAUCGCGACGGACCUUGGCUACGCGGCUUCCUGA